Messenger RNA from Mirounga angustirostris (Northern elephant seal), 5649 nucleotides. It is a transcript of the gene TLCD4, whose product is annotated as TLC domain containing 4. Gene Ontology annotation, cellular component: endoplasmic reticulum; membrane. The coding region runs from base 400 to 1191 and encodes 263 amino acids. The transcript is spliced from 8 exons. Lineage: Eukaryota; Metazoa; Chordata; Mammalia; Carnivora; Phocidae. Gene Ontology annotation, biological process: lipid homeostasis. The record is from RefSeq and is a predicted model, not a curated record.
GACGCAAACGGGGCGUGUCGAGCCUCUUGGUGGGCGGGGCUUGUCUGCGCCAGGAGAAGUUCAGGGCGGGAGGCGGAAGUGCUGGCUCUGGGCACUUUGGUGGCUUCCCUACCGGAUUCCAUGUGGCUGCCUCCCAAGCAUAAACUGAAAUUCGGCAAGUUAAACGCAGGACAAGUGUGAUUUCCACCCGUGACGAGGUGAGGAAGUUGAGGCUUUACCACGCUAACUCAUCACUACUGCUGCUUUGAUUGGACUUCCUGUGGAUGUACUGUGGCCAUCUAGUGGCCUCAGGAAUAUGGUGAUGUUACCUAGGGAAGGUACUUACUGCAGAAAACAUCAUACCUUAAGAAGAGGAUAAGAAUGAAAUAUACAGAUGUGCUACUUAAAGGUUGAAGAAAUAUGGACACCAACACCAAACUGAUCUUCAGCACUGUUUUUACCAGCUUUCUCACCUUUCAGCUUCUUUUCUACUUUAUAAGUUUCUGGUUUUCAGCAAAAGUUUCUCCAGGUUUUAAUAGUCUCAGCUUUGAGAAGAAGAUUGAAUGGAACUCAAGGGUAGGAUCUACAUGCCAUUCUUUGGUGGUUGGGCUUUUUGGCCUGUACAUUUUGAUUUUUGAUGAGGUUGCAAAGGCUGAUCCACUUUGGGGUGAUUCAUCGCUUGUGAAAGUGAAUAUCUCUAUUGCUUCCGGCUACCUCAUUUCUGAUUUGUUGAUUCUCAUUUUGUAUUGGAAAGUGAUUGGUGACAAAUAUUUUAUAAUUCACCAUUGUACAGCGCUGUAUGCAUACCACUUUGUACUGGGGGAUGGAGUCCUGGCAUACAUUGGGAAUUUUCGCCUGCUUGCAGAACUUUCCAGCCCUUUUGUGAAUCAGCGGUGGUUCUUUGAAGCUCUGAAGUAUCCUAAGUUUUCCAAGGCUAACGUCAUCAAUGGAAUACUCAUGACAGUGGUGUUCUUCAUCGUACGGAUUGUCUCAAUACCUCCUUUUUAUGGUUACAUGUAUUCCGUGAUCGGAACAGAAGACUACAUAAGGCUUGGAUUUUUAAUCCAAUGUUCCUGGAUCUUUACUUGUGCUAUUUUGGAUGGGAUGAAUGUCAUGUGGAUGAUCAAAAUUACAAAGGGUUGCAUCAAAGUCAUCUCUCUCCUCAGACAAGAGAAAGCCAAAAGUAGUCUUCAGAAUGGAAAACUUGACUAAAGGUGGGCUACUGAUAAGCAUACUUCCAUACUGUCCACGUUAUAUCUACUGAUAGGAUGAAUUCUUAGCAUGUUCUUGUACUUCUUAUUAAUUAUAUUUGUUAUCGAGGGUUUCAGUGCUUUUUUUUUUUUAACCUUUAGAAAAGAGAAACUAAAACUUAGUUGUUAUUCCAAGAUUUCUGAUUUUCUUCUGCAUUAUAAGCAUGGAUAAAAUCUUAAAGGUUUAAAUAAAAAAUUAUAAAUAUAGUGGUGAAUCUUUUCAGAAAUCUGUUAACCUGCAUUGGUAUUUUUCUCUGUGAAAAGAUGACUAUGCUAAUUGGGUGCACUUGGUUUUAUGUCACCAAUUUUGCUGAAAGAAUGGGAACUGCUUUUAAAUUUGUAAAUAGCUCUCAACACUUUGUUGUACUGCACUCAUUUCUUACUGUGGCUGUCAAUACCCGUUUAGGGUUUAAUUUCUAAAUUGUUGAAAUGUUCUUUUCUUAGGCUAUUAGAAAUGAUGUAUUUUUUGUUUAGAUAUGCUAUCAUUUAUGAAUGAUAAAGUAUUUUGCUUACUUUGGGAAUAAUUAGUUCAGUCAUGGAAAAUACUUCUUUAAUUUUUAGAUUUUUCAGACAUCACUUUAUUAUUUCUAUUUUUAACAUUUUAUCAAAGUACUGCUUUUUUAUUUGUAGUAAGACUUAAGACAAAUCUUACAGAGCUCCUUAAGAGAUGAAUUCCUCUUUCUAAAAGCAUGUUAUAGAUGACUAAUAGGUCAUUUUUAGGCUAAUAGGAGGAAUCAUUAAGAAAAAAGCUUUAACACUGCUGUCUCUGUUUCCCUUGCACUUUUUCCAUGAAAAAUAUAUUAUUUCUAUUUGUAAAACCUCCCGUAGGUUCAGAACCCAACAUCAUCAGUACCAAAGUGUUAAUGCAGUAUAUAUUUGUCAUGCUCCUAAUAGGACGUAGGCCUCUUCUUAAUGAGACCAAAACUCCAAAAAAUCAGUAUUCACAUUUUAGUCACAGUUUACACCUAUGCUUGCUUAACCAGCAUUUUGAGUGCUUUGAAUUUCUGUCUUUCCUGAAGGACAGGAAAAAAAAAAUAGAUAAUUUAAUCUAAGUAUUCCGAUUAUUAAUACCCUUGUCUCACGUGAUGAUAAAUUUAUGGCUGGUGACUCUGGUUUUUUGGUUUUGGGUUUUUUUGUGUAUGUGUAAGUAUAUGUUUGCUUUUUCUUUGGUUCUUACAACCCCAAUAUAGAAUUAUAUAAUUAGCUAUUAUUGCCUUUAUUUAUUUUUCUCAAGUACUUGAUUUUAAUGAUUGUUCUUGCCUAAGAAAGAAAGAAAUUUAAUCAGUGACGGCUGCUUGAGUUUAAUUGAACCCAAACUAAAAGAUCUAAUCCACUCAGUUUCUUAGUUGGCAGGAGAAUGACUCACUUUCAUUGUCCAUGUUAUGAUGGUGAAGGGAGGCUGGCUGGCUAGAUCAGACUUUGAUUUGAUUUGAUCUGGCUGUCUAAUGCAGAGAGAGCCUGAGAAGUUUUAGAACAUUUACAGAAGGUAAUUGAAAUCUCGGUCAAUAACUCAGUGAGAAAAUCAAAUUGAUUGGCUUAUAGUAGGUACACUUAUUUUUGAAAGACUUAAUUAAAGUAAUGUAAAGUAUAGGUAUUUGUUUUUUGGUUUUUGGUUUUUUUUUUAAAGAUUUUAUUUAUUUAUUUGAGAGAGAGAGAAUGAGAGACAGAGAGCAUGAGAGGGGGUAGGGUCAGAGGGAGAAGCAGGCUCCCCGCUGAGCGGGGAGCCUGAUGCAGGACUCGAUCCCGGGACUCCAGGAUCAUGACCUGAGCUGAAGGCAGUCGUUUAACCAACUGAGCCACCCAGGCGCCCUGGUAUUUGUUUUUAAAGCUAAUAUUACAUUGAUAAUUUGUUACCAAAUUUAGUGCCUUUGACAUCAUAGGCACUUAAGUGCAUAUUGGUUGUUGAGAGGGGGUAGGAAAGCACAUGGUUUUAUCUUGUUCUUUUCUUGCUCUUUUGCAAGAAAACUGGAUUUUUAAAAGGAAAACAUUUAUAUUAGAAAACUAUUUUGGAAAUUACUUUAAAAAAAACAAAACUUGAAAUAAAUAUUUUUGACUCUUGGGAUAUUUCUAUAGUUUCUGAACACAGAUUUUAAACCCACCAUCAAAAUGAAGACAAUAUAAAGCAAUAUAUUGCAGUGUAUUGUAAUAUAAAACUCACUAAUCAGUGAGUUUCCAUAUAGCAGUUUCAGUUUUUGUAGUUGCUAUUUCAUGCUUAAAACUUUUUUACUUUCAUUGACAGCAUUUUCAUUAGUAUAGCUGUUCACAAAACAAAUGUUUAAAAUAUCAAUGCUUUGAACUAAAGUUCAUUAAUCCCUUAGUCAGCAAUUCUUAUUUUAUGCUGACUGCAUGACAGCUAAUUCAACAUCGACAUUCAAUAUCCAGAAGUAGAAGCUACAUAUUUCCUUGUACAACAUGCAUGAAAUGGAAAAGACACUACAAACUGCCAUACUACUUUAAGUCAGAUCUUUAUAGGAGCUAUAUUUCACUGUUCUGUGAUUAUAUCCACCUACCUAAGAUACAAGGAGUUAAAGACAUAACAUAUCAUUUAUUCCGUGAUGAAUUUAUCAUUUAUUAAAUGACAAACUUUUGCUAGACAUUUUUCAUAUUAAGUAUUUUGACUACCUGGAUUAAUUUAAAUGAUUCUAUUAGGCAUUUUGAAUUUAACAACUAUUAAAAUAUUUGUAGAAAAUUAAAGCAAAUUGGUGUAAAUUUUUAAGCAACUCUAUUUUUAUAGAAAAAGAUUAGUGACAACCUGUAACUAUAAAGAUGUUCUUUGAAUGUGUAGUAGUCUAAAAAAUAGAAAUUCUUACAAAAUUUUGAAAGUGAAUGAAAAUCAACUAAAUAGCAUGCAAGAUCAUAGACUCUGCAUCUGAUAUUUUAUUUGGGAGAAUUUGAAAAUUAUGAGCUUGAAUUUGUACAAUUUGCAUUCUUGUGUCUGAAAUCUUUCCAGUGGGUAUUGUUUGUAUUUAUUUAAAACUCAAAAUGGAGUUACAUAUGAGUGCAAAGAAACUAACUCCUGCAUAAGUUGAUACCUUAUAGUAAGUUAAGAUGCAAUCUUUAUUCCAACUGUUUAGUUUUGUUGUUUCAUGGCUAGUGCUAUGUUUAGAGAAGUAAUAAUGUCUUUACCAUUCCUAAGGGUGACUGACAUACCAUGGAUGCCGCAGUACUAUUGUAAAGGUCUAGUUUUAUUUUUAUUUUUAUUUUUUAUUUAUUUGCGAGAGAGAGAAUGAGAGACAGAGAGCAUGGGAGGGAGGAGGGUCAGAGGGAGAAGCAGACUCCCUGCCGAGCAGGGAGCCCGAUCCCGGGACUCCAGGAUCAUGACCUGAGCUGAAGGCAGUCGCUUAACCAACUGAGCCACCCAGGCGCCCUUUAAAGGUCUAGUUUUAAAAACUGCCUCAUUUAUAGGUGUUUGAAUCAAAUUCUUUUCUAAAUUUUAAUCUAUUUAACUCAACUUUUUGCUAAAGUGUCGGUUUUUAAAUUGUACACUCUGUGAGGUGCAUUGGGUGUUUGCAGAAUGGUUCUUCACGGUUGUAAAGGACCAGCUUUAUGGUUGGUUACACGAUUUGUCAUCAUGCAUUGAUGACAAACAGUCUUGUCGUGGAGAUACCUAGGGGAAAGUGUUGUAAUAUUCAUGUUUGUUCUGUUAAGUUUUUAAGGGAAAUAAACAUGUUCCAAAAGGCACUAUUAAAAUAAAUGUUUGAAUAAAUUUCAGUUUUUAGGUUACUCUUAACUCCAAUAUGGAAGUAUGCAUACAAAUUGGCUUUCAGUGGUUUAGUCUGUUGCUUGAAAUUGAGAAGUCCAUGUAAUUGUUGACAUCAUCAGUUACACUUCAUGGAAGACUAUGUAUUUGUGUGUCUUGGGUUCCAGAAGAAGCAAACUCAUAUAAUUUUAGCAGAAAUGUGGCACAGUGUUUCUCCGCACAUACGAACCAGCACAGCAGUGAGACCCCUCCUGUGUCUAGAAACCCUGGGCACACACACAAACCUCCCAGCCUUAACCACAGCUUGGUUGACAACAGGCACACUAAAGCUACUGUAAGGGAUUUUUCACAUGAAGCACGUGGGGUAUGUGUGAGAACAAUGAGAAGCCAGUAAGACCUGGAGUUGGAGACACUGCGACUGAUUUUCCCUUAAAAGGCAUAAUGCCCCUCCCUCAUCUAGAACUUUUUCUCUGAAUCCUUCCAGCCCUUCCAACUCAUCCUCCUAAUGCCCUUAAGACUUUACCAGCACCUCCAUCCCUUAUGCUAGCACCUUUCAACAUCAACUUUUGAGGCUUCCCCAUACCCAUAAGCUUUCUGGUCUAUUGCAGCAAACUUCAGAGUUUUCAAGUAUGUUCUUCCAUUGAAAAAAAAAAAAAAGCAUUGCAGUAAGUUUAAGUAGAGGUCAGCAAACCAUAAUUGCUAAGAGGCUAUCGGAAGCCA